CAACCCCAUUAAUCCAACUACGUGUAUUUCAGCUACUGAAGGUUAGCACAGGAGGCUUCAUCUUGUAAACGUUGGAACGACAUAUUUUCCUUCAGACGUGAACAUGGACGGACGCGGAUUUGGCUCGGGGUUCUCCAGUUGGGGUGGAGGAGCCAAAGACCCUGUGGGCGUGAAAAUGAACCAGCAGCUCCGCAUGUACCACCAGAUGGAGGGGGGCUUGCGAGGUGGCCGAAACGACAGGUUUGACCAGUACGGCUCGCGCUCCUCUGCUUUCAGCCCCCGCGACUCUCACAGACCCGGCGGCUUCGGUUACGGUGACCCCUGGGGCGACAAGGACCCGUACGGAGGCCCGGGCUACGGGGGUCCCGGGUGGGGCCCGGGACAGAGGUCCCAACCCGGAGGCGGACGCCCGGGCGGCUCCGGCUACGGCCGCUGGCAAGACUCGCCUAUGCCGAGUGGAGGCGGGCGCGGCGGGGGCCCGGUCAAGGUGCCGUUGCUUCCGGACCCCUGCAUGUACCCUGAAAGGGGCUAUCAGCCUCCAGCCUCUCAGUUUGCUGGGUACCACAUGGCCAACCGAGAGUUCAACCCCCUGAGACCCCCGAAACGGCAGCGUGACGGGCAGAGGAAGAGGAAGAAGGCUCUGGCUGCAGCCAACGCGGCUAAGAUGAGCAAGACGGAGUCCGCGGGGGACGACGACAAAGAAACGGGCGAGGAGAAGCCGGAGCAGGAGAAGCAGGAGGACAAGGAGCAUGAGGAGCAGGAGGAGACGGAGCAGGACAACGAGGAGAAGGAUGAUGGAACCAAACCUGAGGCUGAAGAAGAAGGUGCCGAUUCUUCAACUAACGAAGGGACAGGAACGGCCUCCAAAUCCAAAAAACCCAAGCGGGACGGCGACAAGCCUGGCGCCAACGGACCAAGCAGUCGCGCCAUGUCCCUGGUGACGUUCGCCUGCUCCGUCUGCAAGUUCCGCUCCGUCUACGCCGACGACAUGGCCGAGCACCUGAAGAGCAAAUUCCACAGGGAGCACUUCAGGUUCCUGGCCAGCCAGAUGACCAAACCCACCAGCGACUUCCUGCAGGCGUAUCUGACCAAUAAGUACGAGAAGGCGGAGCAGCGGGUGAAGAGGAUGGAGGAUUACAGCGGCACCGUCUGCCAGCUGAUGAAAGACAUGGACCUGAGCAGAGGUAUCGGCAUGGAGCACUUCAUGAAGAAGGUGGAGGCGCUGUACUGCGCCGCCUGCGACAUGUACGUCCCCAUGCAGUCCACCUUCAUCGACCUGCACCUCAAGUCCCCCGACCACAACUACAACCGCAAGGGAUUGCUGGAGUACUCGAAGAGGGUGGGAUGCUCCACGGCCCGGGGGAUCCUCAGCCACAAGUUCAUCAGCGGCAAGCACCAGAGCUUCCUGAAGGGUGAGAACCCCUUCGGCAGUAACCAGGACGAGCCGGACCACGAGGACUCGGCGGUGACGGAGGGCGACCAGGGCGACGCCGAGCCCAAACCCGAAGAGACUCCGGAGGAGGCCGGGCCCUCGGGCGAGGGGGGGUCGGAAUCCCUGGGGAACGGAGACGAACACGAGGAGGAGCGCGAGGAGGAGGAAGGUGGCGACGCGGAGGAGGACGACGAGGAGGAGGAGGAGGAUUUCGAAGAUGGAGACGAGGAUGAAGAUGAGGACGAUGUUUAGGACCAACUGCUGGAGUCUUACUCUGAUUAAAUUGUGAAGUUAUUCUUUUAAGGACUGUGGGCGUGGUGGUGGUUUUUUUUUUAUUGAUGUUUGUCAGACUGUUGUAGAUCCGUGGUUCCGAGCUGAAAUAAAACUAGCCAUCUGAAGUCACCAGAGCAGCUUCUUUGUUUGUCUGGAAGCUUUUUAUGUUCUUAUAAAUCCAGUAUAAAUUUACAUUACAGGUGAGAAGUGAGCUAUAUCGCCUGGCCACUAGAGGGUGCUGUUGUGUUCUGUCAUAAAUAAAUAGCUACGAUUAGCGCUCAUCACUGUCUAUGUAGCCUAACCAGGGUUAAUGUGCCUGAUCCCGCCGAGUCCAAGCUAGUGCCCCCACACGCCUCCUCAGGCAACGAUCAGCGUACAGAGAUACACAAAUUGCAAUAUUCUGACCAGCCACUAGGAGUCGCUGUUGUAUUGGCAAGAAGAUUUAAUCCACAUCCACGGUGAUGGUAGCUCAGUGGUGAAGGUACUGGACUAGUGAUCGAAAGGUCUCUGAUUUAAGCCCCACAUCUGCCAGACUGCCACUGUUGGGCCCUUAGGCAAGGCCCUUAACCCUCAACUGCUUGGAUUUUGUACGGGCCCAGUACUGUAAGUCGCUCAUGUAUUAGACUUUUUUAUGAGGGGAAAAUCAAAGAUGGGUGUAAAUUUCUUUCCCGCUCAACGAUGAACCUGUUUGGUGUCCCCACCAGGAACCUGAUUCCAUGAACGCAUCUGAAAAUAAGUUCCUCACCUACGAGAUUUAUAGGUUCAGCUUCCAUCUGGGGGAAAGUUCGUCCAAAAAUGGGCUAUGAACAGCACUGCGCUCAGGCCACGCCCACCGUCCUCAUAAACCCCGCCCCUUCUAAGUUAGGCUUACUGUUUGAUUUGGUUACUUCGAUGGUGUUCCAAACCGAAGCCACGUAUCGUGUAACUCGUUCCAGAGAGGCCACGUCAGGCUACAACAAAUGUGUAAAUACAGAUGAUGGAAAACUGCACCGACUUUCUUUGUUCUUUUAUUUUCAAUUCCGGUUCUUUAGUUCUUUAGUGUGAUUUGAUUAUGUUUCAGUGUUUUUUUUAAUCUUUUAAGCUACUUUUAUGAUGCUGUGAACUUGUAACUGUACUCGAGUCCCUAAAGGGUCGGACUGAGCGUCUCCAAUCCUGCAAGAACUACAACUCGAGUACAGAACACGGAUUAUCCGACGUUUCUGUUAUGGACCUAUGAUUUCACAAAGACUUCCGGUUUCUACUGAUGCGUCUCAUGGUUUGAUCUCACGUCAUUUCAUUAAAACCAGAUCUCUAAUGUUUAAUAAACGCUCAGUACUUCAA
Molecule: messenger RNA, 3025 nt
Organism: Trichomycterus rosablanca
Lineage: Eukaryota; Metazoa; Chordata; Actinopteri; Siluriformes; Trichomycteridae
Product: A-kinase anchor protein 8-like
Exons: 12
Coding region: 104-1684 (526 amino acids)
Cellular component (GO): nucleus
Molecular function (GO): DNA binding
Source: RefSeq, a predicted model, not a curated record